Molecule: messenger RNA, 1593 nt
Organism: Penicillium crustosum
Lineage: Eukaryota; Fungi; Ascomycota; Eurotiomycetes; Eurotiales; Aspergillaceae
Exons: 3
Coding region: 1-1593 (530 amino acids)
Cellular component (GO): mitochondrion
Source: RefSeq, a predicted model, not a curated record
AUGCCUGAUCUGUUCGAGUACACGUCUGGGCGAUGGAUUUACAAUGACAAGUUGAGACAUCGCGAGAGGAGACGUGUUUUCAACGUCCCUGAAUUAAAGCGCCUUGCUGCCCUAGCAAUACAGCAGAACGGAGACGACGUGAUCGGUUUCGAGAAGCUUGCCGAAGGAGGUUUCAACCGAAGCUUUUUGAUCACUAUGCGAGACGGCUUCCAAUUUGUUGCACGAAUUCCAUACCCAGUUACCGAACCCAAAUUUCUCGUGGUCGCAAGCGAAGUCGCAACGAUGGAUUUCAUGCGUGCUCAUGGUAUCCCAGUUCCGAAGGUCUUUGGCUACUCUCCUGAUGCAGAUAAUUCCGCAGGUACGGAAUAUAUCUUUAUGGAACUUGUCCAAGGAAAAAAUCUUGGGGAUGUGUGGUAUACUUUGUCUGAACAGGAGAGAAAAACAAUGGUUACGAAACUCGUUCAAUUGGAGGCUCGUCUAUUUGGCUUGCGAUUUCCAGCAAGCGGAAGCCUCUAUUACUAUGAUGAUUUGCGGGAUAGAGACAGCCGAAUCGUUACUCUAAGCCCAGACUCGACACAUCGCUUCUGCAUUGGCCCUGAUACUUCACUACGAUUAUGGUACGGAAAAAGACUUAACUUAUCGGUUGAACGUGGCCCAUAUCGAGAUUCUCUAGCGGUUCUUACUGCCGGUGCCGCUAAAGAGAUUGCAUAUCUUGAGAAAUUUGGGCGGCCUCUUCAGCCUUUUCAGCGUCUACGCCGAGAGCUAUAUGAUUACCAAGCUCAGUCCCACUUUGAGCAUAUCAUAGCUCUACAGAAAUACCUCCAUAUUGCUCCUCACCUUGUGCCGCGAGGCUGUCCAGCCCUUCAACGUCCCACCAUACGACAUCCCGAUCUUCAACCCAACAACAUAUUUAUCUCUGAUGACAUGGAAAUCAAAGGGAUAAUUGAUUGGCAGCACACCACAAUUCUUCCAUUAUUUCUUCAAUGUGCCAUUCCCGACAGUUUACAAAAUUAUGGUGAUGAAGUUUCGGAAUCACUACGAAUCCCGACUUUACCGAAUAAUUUCGAUGAAAUGGAAGACAUAGAGAAAUUCCAGCAAGCGGAAAUUCUGCGCAGACGUCAACUUCACUAUCUCUAUGUUAAAAUGACAGCAGACAUUAAUCCAGAGCAUUACGAUGCCUUGACCCAGGAGUUCAGCGCCUUACGGCGACGUCUUUUCCACCACGCUAGUGAUCCAUGGGAGGGUGACAAUACUACCUUGAAAGCCGAUUUAGUUACUUUGUUUACUAAGUGGACGGAGGUGACCGGUGACGCGAGGGCACUUUGUCCAAUCUCUUUUACAGAUGAUGAGUCGAUGGAAUGUCUGCAACUCGAACGGGCGCAGUCUGAGGCAGAUGAGCAAUAUCAGGCUUGCCAGGAAGCUAUUGGAGUUGGACAUGAGGGGUGGGUGCCUGUUGCACACUAUGACGAAGCAAAAGCGUGCGAGAGAAAAUUGAGAGCGGACGCUCUCGAUGCGGCUGAAACAGAGGAGGAGAGAAUAAGGAUUCGUGAAAAUUGGAUUUUCGAUGACUUCAGCGAGGAAGAUUAUACGUGA